Molecule: messenger RNA, 957 nt
Organism: Apiotrichum porosum
Lineage: Eukaryota; Fungi; Basidiomycota; Tremellomycetes; Trichosporonales; Trichosporonaceae
Exons: 2
Coding region: 1-957 (318 amino acids)
Biological process (GO): lipid biosynthetic process
Molecular function (GO): oxidoreductase activity; iron ion binding
Source: RefSeq, a predicted model, not a curated record
AUGGAUCUCGUCCUCGAUUACGCCGACGAGUACCUCCUCGACGCGACCUACGCGUACUUUUUGCCGGCACCUGAUGCCAGUGGCAGCAAGUUGGCUGCCAACGCGACGCUCGCCGCCGGCGCUGCCGCCACUCGCGCAGCGUCGACUUGGGCACGCGACUACAUUGUGCGCCAGACCGUGAGCUUGUUUGUCCUGUCGGCAGUGGCUGCGCUGUUCCUCUACUUUUUGUUGUCGUCCUUGUCAUACUUCAUCUUGUAUGACAAGCGACUGGAGCACCACCCUCGAUUCCUCAAGAGGCAAAAGUACCAGGAGAUCAUGUGCUCGGUCCUCUCGGUGCCCGCCAUGGACGUCCUCACCCUCCCUUGGUUCCUUGGAGAGGUGCGUGGCCACUCGCUCCUCUACACGGAGGUGUCUGAGCGUGGCUGGGCCUACUUGAUCUUCUCCGCCCUUUGGUUCCUCGUCUUCACCGACUUCCUCAUCUACUGGAUCCACCGCAUCGAGCACCACCCCUCCAUCUACAAGUACAUCCACAAGCCCCACCACAAGUGGAUCAUCCCUACCCCUUUUGCCGCCCUCGCCUUCCACCCCCUUGACGGCUAUGCCCAGUCCCUGCCUUACCACGUCUUCGUCUACCUCUUCCCCAUGCACCGUCUGCUCUACCUCGGCAUGUUCGGCUUUGUGCAGAUCUGGACCAUCUUCAUCCACGACGCCGACAUGAUCUCGGACCACUUUAUGGAGCGUUUCAUCAACUCGCCCGCGCACCACACCUUGCACCACAUCUACUUUACGUGCAACUAUGGCCAGUACUUUACCUGGGCCGACAAGGCGUUUGACAGCCACCGCCAGCCCAUCGCCGAGCUGGACCCCCUCAUUGCCUCGCUCAAGAACAUGCAGGCAAAGGGCCUCAUUGACGAGAACCACAACCCCAUCCCCGACGUCGCCAGGAAGCAGCAGUAA